AUUCUCGGUUUACCGCAACUUCUUGGUACAGCAGACAGAUGGCCGCUCAUCUUCUGGUUCACACUCGUACCGGCUAUCUUGCAAAUCAUCACACUGCAAAUGGUUCCAGAGUCACCUAAAUUCACGCUUUGCGUCAGGAGGAAACGUUGAGAAGGCAACGACCGAUCUAGAGAAAUUAAGAGGAACGAAAGAAGUUGGUGCUGAAAUUGAUGCGAUGAAAGAGGAAGCGGCGGCGGCGAAGUCUGCUGCAGCCGAGAAACCUUCAAUGGGCGAUAUGUUCAGGGGAUCGCUGAGAUGGCCUAUGACAAUUGCGAUCAUGUUGAUGCUUGCACAGCAACUCUCAGGUAUCAACGCAACGAUGUUCUAUUCGACCAUUAUCUUCCAACAAGCCGGUUUAAGCACGCAAGGAGCUGUAUAUGCUACCAUUGCUAUGGGUACAGUGAACGUAUUGAUGACAAUUAUUUCUGUAUGGUUGGUGGACCAUCCAAAAGCAGGACGUCGACUGUUGUUGAUUAGUGGUUUGAUUGGCAUGUGGCUAUCUACGGUACUAUUGGUGGUUUGCAUUUCGAUGAGUAUGAGCGGUAACGUAGUUGGCAGCUACGGUGCUAUUGCCUUUGUACUGAUAUUCGUCAUAUCGUUCGCAGCUGGAGCAGGAUCAAUCCCGUGGUUCUUUGUAUCGGAGAUUUUCACCUCGAAUGCACGUGGUAAUGCUAAUUCGAUUGCAACAAUGACUAACUGGGGAGCAAACGUAUUGGUCGGCUUAUUUUUCCUGCCUAUUAAGCAUUUUGAGCAGUA
Molecule: messenger RNA, 795 nt
Organism: Cooperia oncophora
Lineage: Eukaryota; Metazoa; Nematoda; Chromadorea; Rhabditida; Trichostrongylidae
Source: the annotation of a GenBank genome assembly